This is a messenger RNA of Diversispora eburnea, 765 nucleotides long. The record is from the annotation of a GenBank genome assembly. NCBI's taxonomy places the organism in Eukaryota, Fungi, Glomeromycota, Glomeromycetes, Diversisporales, Diversisporaceae.
AUGGCCCGCAAUGAAGAGAAAGCCCAAUCUAUGCUUUACCGUUUUCGUGAGGCUCAAGCCGUUCAACUCGGUUUAGUGAAGCCAAAAGAACGUAGACCAUAUUUGGCAUCAGAUUGUAAUGAUUUAAAGGACGCAGAAAAGUGGCGUCAACAAAUAAUCAGAGAAAUCUCACGAAAAGUUUCCAAAAUUCAAGACGCUGGUCUUUCGGAUUAUCAGAUUAGAGAUUUAAAUGAUGAGAUUAAUAAAUUAAUGAGAGAAAAGGGACAUUGGGAAGAUCAAAUAAAGAAACUUGGUGGUCCAGACUUUAGAAGAAUUGGACCUAAAAUGUUGGAUCAUGAAGGCAAAGCAGUUCCCGGAAAUCGUGGUUACAAAUAUUUUGGACGCGCUAAAGACUUACCUGGUGUAAGAGAAUUAUUUGAAUCAGAAGCACCUGAACCAACAAAACGUACAAGAUUUGAGUUAUACAAAAAUGUAGAUGCAGAUUAUUAUGGAUAUCGAGAUGAAGAAGAUGGACUUUUAUUUGAAAGUGAAGCUGAAGUAGAACGCGGACUUAUCGAAGAAAUAUCAAAAUUACCAGACAAAGUAUUGCCAACGGAUAAGUCAAUACAAAAAAAGAAAGAAGGGGCAUCACAAUUAGAAAGAGAUAUAACAGACAUUGAUUUAUUAUCAGAAAAAUAUGUGGCACAUGUCGCUGUGCCAUCUCAAAAAGAAGUAGAAGAAUAUUUAAUACAAAGAAGAAAACGUCAAAUGCUUGAUCUUUACUAA